Messenger RNA from Cladophialophora yegresii CBS 114405, 585 nucleotides. RefSeq lists its product as uncharacterized. The transcript is spliced from 2 exons. The record is from RefSeq and is a predicted model, not a curated record. The coding region runs from base 1 to 585 and encodes 194 amino acids. NCBI's taxonomy places the organism in Eukaryota, Fungi, Ascomycota, Eurotiomycetes, Chaetothyriales, Herpotrichiellaceae.
AUGUCUGCGUCUUCCUCCUCCUCAACCGCAGGCAUCCACGCGGUGAAGGUGGGCCCAGGCCUAACAUUCACUCCCGACACUGUGACCGCCGCUGAAGGCGACUGGGUUGAAUUCACGUUCGGCUCAGGUCACUCUGUCGCCCAGUCGUCAUUUGAUGCUCCCUGCGUGCCCAUGGAUGGCGGCGCUGGCGUUUACUCUGGGUUCCCCAACAAUGGCGAUAUUUGGCGGAUCCAGGUCAACAACACAGAUCCACUGUGGCUGUACUGCUCAGCAACCGGGCACUGUGAGGGAGGCAUGGUCAUGGUGGUGAACCCUCCAUCCAGUGGCAAUACCCUCGACGCAUACAAAUCAGCCGCAGCCAAUGCUCAGGCAUCGUCACCAGAGACUAUUCAGGGCGGCGUCUUCGGCGCUGCCGCAGAUGAUUCGGGCAGCUCAAGCAGCAGCGCUUCUGGCUCAAGCACUGCUAGCGCCACGGGAGCUGGUGCCAGUGCAUCGUCGCCAGGAAAUGCCGGGACCUCGAAUACCAUCUCGAAUGGUCUGAUGAUCAUGGGUGCUGUUGCCGCUGGUGCUGCCGCUAUUUUGUAG